GGUGUGCGUUUCUAGUCAGCAUAUUUUAACCCGGCUUUGAAGGUGAACUCGUUCACUCGGGAGACGAUAACCGGGACUCUCCUUAGCUACUCCGAAGCAACUUGUUGGGCUUAAGAUGUCCGUCUUGUUUUUUAUUUUCGUUUGUGCUUCAGCCGGUCGCGUUGGAAACACCGGACAAGUGAUGACCGGUCAGCCCCACGAAGUCCAGGCAAACAGCACAAAGGUUUUGGCGGCAGCGCGGUUUGCUGUGGUUGAAUUCAACAGAGCCAACGCAGAAGACCAGUUUGCCUACAAAAUUGUGAACAUAACAUCGGCCAAAAUUCAGGUGGUCGCGGGAAUAAAUUACAUCCUGGAGGUGCAGCUGGGACGUACAGUGUGCAAGAAAAGCGACACGGCUGACAGCGAGCCAUGCGAUUUCCACUCCGAACCCAAGGAACUUCAGUGCAUCUUCAUCGUUACAGAAAUCCCCUGGGAAGACUCGCGUGUACUUACUCGAAAGAAAUGUCACCCAUAUAAUGACUGAUAUGCUAAUGUAUUCGUGCUGGUGGUGUUGCCAAGUAAACAAUCGUCAUUGA
Molecule: messenger RNA, 575 nt
Organism: Xiphias gladius (swordfish)
Lineage: Eukaryota; Metazoa; Chordata; Actinopteri; Istiophoriformes; Xiphiidae
Product: cystatin-like
Exons: 3
Coding region: 116-523 (135 amino acids)
Molecular function (GO): cysteine-type endopeptidase inhibitor activity
Source: RefSeq, a predicted model, not a curated record